AUGGAAGGAAAAGCAGACCUCCCCCCACCCCCCAGCAAGAAGGCAUUCUGCCGGCGGCGGACACCUUUGGACUUCAUCUGCGAGAUCAGUUCUUCCUCGUUCUUCCUGCUUUUCGACUUGAGCUGCAUCUCUUUCCGGAGGCCCCAGCCUGCCCACCGCCCCUAUCGGACUCAGCUCAGCAAGCCUCUGCAGGCACCCCGGCCUCAGCCCUGGGGGCUCUGUCUGCUGCCGAUCCUGCUGCUGCUCCCGCCGCAGACGCUGCGCGCAGACAGCUACCGCUCCCUCCUGUACCACUUAACCUGCGUGUCGUCCCCGGCCCCGGGGACCCCCGCCUUCUGGGUGUCAGGCUGGCUGGGUCCACAGCAGUACCUGAGCUACAAUAACCUGCGGGCGCAGGCCGAGCCGUGCGGGGCUUGGGUCUGGGAGAACCAGGUGUCCUGGUAUUGGGAGAAAGAGACCACAGACCUGAGGCAGAAGCAGAAGCUCUUUCUCGAAGCUUUCACAGUCUUAGAGAAAAGCGGUUCCUACACCCUACAGGGCCUGCUGGGCUGUGAGUUGGGCCCUGACAACGUCUCGGUGCCGGUGGCCAAGUUUGCCCUGAAUGGCGAGGACUUCAUGACCUUUGACCCCAAGGCGGGCACCUGGAGUGGAGACUGGCCUGAGGCCCAGACCAUCAGUGAGCAUUGGAAGCAUCAGGAGGAGGCGGUCAACAAGGAGAAGACCUUUCUGCUGUACUCCUGUCCCCAGCGCCUGCUGGGCCAUCUGGAGAGGGGCCGCGGCAACCUGGAGUGGAAGGAGCCACCGUCCAUGCGCCUGAAGGCGCGACCAGGCAGCCCGGGCUUUUCCGUGCUCACCUGCAGUGCCUUCUCCUUCUACCCCCCUGAGCUGCAACUGCGAUUCCUAAGGAAUGAGCUGGCGGUGGGCUCCGGUGAGAGCCACCUCGGCCCCAACAGCGACGGCUCCUUCCACGCCUGGUCGUCACUAACGGUCAAAAGUGGCGACGAACACCACUACCGCUGCCUGGUGCAGCACGUGGGGCUGCCACAACCCCUCACUGUGGAACUGGAAUCACCAGCCAGGUCCUCCAUGGCAGUGGUUGGAAUCGUCAUCGGCGUCUUAUUGUUCGUCGCACUGGUCAUAGGAGGAGUCCUGCUGUGGAGGAGGAUGCAGACCGGGAUGCCAGCCCCUUGGAUCUCUCUCCGUGCGGACGACGGAGGGGCCCUCCUACCCACGCCUGGCCUGCCCAAGGAUGCUGACUCUUAGGACAUAAAAGCAUCCCCAGCGGCUGCCAGAUCGUCUUCCAUCCUGGCUGCUACCAGCUAAUGUAGUCAGGUCCCUUUCAUGCUGUGAGACCUCCUGGAAUUUCUGAGCCUCCAGGAGUCCUGGGCCCCGUGUCCUCCCUCUGGGUUCGUCCUCCCUCUGGAUUCGUCCUCCCUCUGGAUUCGUCCUCCUGUGGUUGGCCUCGGUUCCCUUACUGAUAUAUAUGAAUCUUUUCCACCUCAAUAUAUAACACGAGUUUGGGCCGGAA
Pteropus alecto (black flying fox) is the source of this 1528-nucleotide messenger RNA. RefSeq names its product Fc fragment of IgG receptor and transporter (gene FCGRT). Gene Ontology annotation, biological process: immune response. The record is from RefSeq and is a predicted model, not a curated record. Gene Ontology annotation, molecular function: beta-2-microglobulin binding. Lineage: Eukaryota; Metazoa; Chordata; Mammalia; Chiroptera; Pteropodidae. The transcript is spliced from 7 exons. The coding region runs from base 1 to 1263 and encodes 420 amino acids. Gene Ontology annotation, cellular component: external side of plasma membrane.